This is a messenger RNA of Schizophyllum commune H4-8, 900 nucleotides long. RefSeq lists its product as uncharacterized. Lineage: Eukaryota; Fungi; Basidiomycota; Agaricomycetes; Agaricales; Schizophyllaceae. The record is from RefSeq and is a predicted model, not a curated record. The transcript is spliced from 2 exons. The coding region runs from base 96 to 722 and encodes 208 amino acids.
GGCGCGUCGCGUGCAUCUUGACUUACUAUCCUGUAGUCGUCGGCCGGUCGUCACCUAAUACCUCUUCCCUAAUCCUAAUCAACUCAUAACGCGCUAUGGCCAAGCCGCGCACUGAAGUCGUCUUCUCGAGCGAUGUCCGCAAUAUGGACGAGUGGGCGCACCGGACCCGCAUCCCCCUCACUACGGCCGACGCGCUAGGCGCUACCUACGCGCGCGCCCACCGCUGGCUCAACACGCUCAAGUCCCAGCUCGUCCACAAGCACAACUGGACCGAUGUUUCCAACCAAGACCCACGCAUGCUCUUCGUGCUAGAGGCCACCUCCAUUUGGCGUUCGUCGGCCGGUCUGCCCGCGGGCCCGAAGCUGCGCCUACAACUCCCCAUUCAGGCGUCGUCGUUCUUCUCUCCCGAACGUCGCGUGCAGUGGCAGAUGGUAUUCCACUCGGACACCUUCGAGUCCGUUCGCAAGAUAUGCCCACCCAUCAACGACAUCCUCAACCUCAUCCAGUGCCUGCUACCUGGCGUAGUCACGCUGGUAUUCGAGGAGCACCUACCAAAUGGUGUCCAUCGUACUAUUCGCGGACUACCGCCGGCGCAGUGGGUCGCCGAGCAUGAAGCCGCGCUGGCGGACGUACUCGGCACCCAGCGGUAUAAGGCUUUGCGUAAAGCAUGCAGCGACACGACGGUCGCGUACAAGCUGGAGGUCUUGCCCUAUAGGCGUUGAACCCAAGUUGCGGCCGGCCGACCGUUGUCUCCUUCUCGUUGCCCCUACCUUAGGAUUACCAUUUAUUCGCUCGUCCAUUUGUAUCGCUGUCCAUAUCGCUUUCGUUCACCCUGCACCCUUACCCUUACAUCCAUCAUAGUUCCUCCCCCCGCCCCCAUCGUCCCUCGCAUCGCAACAC